CUCGCCACUCGCCCCUCAAGCCCAACCUCUUUCACCACCCACCACCCACCUCUAAUACUCAGCAAUGGCCCCCAAGCCCGCCUCCACCGCUUCCAAGGCCCCCGCCUCGCAGGCUGCCUCCAAGGCUCCUGCCAAGACCACCAAGGCCGACACGGCCAAGAAGGCAACCAAGACUGCUGCUGGCGCUGACGGCGAGAAGAAGAAGAAGCGCCAUACCCGCAAGGAGACUUACGCUUCUUACAUCUACAAGGUCCUUAAGCAGGUCCACCCCGACACUGGUAUCUCAAACAAGGCCAUGGCCAUCCUCAACUCGUUUGUGAACGACAUCUUCGAGCGCAUCGCCACCGAGGCCUCCAAGCUCGCUGCAUACUCCAAAAAGUCGACAAUCUCGUCGCGCGAAAUCCAGACCUCUGUACGGCUCAUCCUCCCCGGUGAGCUCGCCAAGCACGCUAUCUCGGAGGGCACGAAGUCCGUGACCAAGUUCUCGAGCUCGACGGCCAAGUAACCGCCUUCUCUUGGACUUUCGGAUUUUCUCGCUUUCUUUUUCUCACGUUUUUCGCUGUCGUUUUUUCGAGGGCGUUAGAGCCGAGCAUGAGGAUGGGAGGUGCACGAGGAUGGGACGCACGUUGUACAUUACUUGUAUGAGAUAUUUAUCACGCUAAUCUACUUUUCCUUAAAACUCUCACUUGGCGUGAAUCUAUCUGAGCUUCACGAUAC
Molecule: messenger RNA, 717 nt
Organism: Coniophora puteana RWD-64-598 SS2
Lineage: Eukaryota; Fungi; Basidiomycota; Agaricomycetes; Boletales; Coniophoraceae
Product: histone-fold-containing protein
Exons: 4
Coding region: 65-505 (146 amino acids)
Biological process (GO): nucleosome assembly
Cellular component (GO): nucleosome
Molecular function (GO): structural constituent of chromatin; DNA binding; protein heterodimerization activity
Source: RefSeq, a predicted model, not a curated record